UAGUAAAAAGGGAAGAGAGGAAGGAAAGGUUAAGGCGCCGAAAGCCUCCCCACUGAACCCAGCUAUUAGACUCUAACCUUCUUCUUCUUCCUCCACCUCCUCCUUUAAGCCCCUUAGCGCCGACUCAGCAGAUAUCAACAAGCCCACCACCCCGAAAAAAUGUUGAGGGGACGGAAGAAGAACAAAGGAUUCCAUCCCCCUGUGGUAUCAGAAGAAGCCAGGACCCGAUUAGACAACUUGCUCCAGGUGUUCUUCGAUUCCAAUGCACAAGAUUACACAUUCGGGCCGGAGCUCACGGCUAAUGAACGGGCCUACGUGCACAAAUAUUGCGGGAAAAUGGAUAUGAAAUCCAAGAGCAGCGGGUCUGGUAAAAACAGGAGGGUUCGGGUUUACAGGCUGUUUAGGAGGGAGGCAAAGAGCAAUGGCUGCAAUGCUAAUGACAUAAUCCCUAGUGUGAUGUUUUCAGAAGGCUCAGCAGAAGUUUUGGGGGAUUUGUUUGUGCGCUACCCGCCUGGAGAUGGAGGGGAGGACAAAGAAAGGAUUUGUGAGGGUAGUCAGAAGUUUCAGAAAGCCCUGCGGAUGAAAGACCCCAUGUUCUGCAAACCUUCAAUGAGCCAGGAAGAUAUCGCCGAGAGAGUGCAAAGACUUGCUUCGAAAAUGAAGAACUCCAAGAUUAUGGAAGACAGGUCUAAGCUACCAAUGGCGUCCUACAGGGAUGCAGUAACGUCAGCAGUUGAAUCUAAUCAGGUUAUUCUUAUAUUUGGUGAGACUGGGUGCGGAAAGACCACACAGGUCCCACAAUAUCUCUUGGACCAUAUGUGGGGUAAGGGUGAGACAUGUAAAAUAGUGUGCACUCAACCCAGGCGUAUCUCAGCCAUAUCAGUUGCUGAGAGAAUCUCUUAUGAAAGAGGUCAGGAAGUUGGCAGGGAUGUUGGGUACAAGAUACGGCUGGAAAGCAAAGGUGGAAGGCAGUCAUCCGUUGUGUUCUGCACAAAUGGGAUUCUGUUGAGGAUUCUAAUAUCCAGAGGUGUUGGUAUGUCAAUAGGAGAUGCAUCGAAUGAAGAAACCAAACAACAAGAUCUGUCUGACAUAACUCACAUUAUUGUGGACGAAAUUCAUGAAAGGGAUCGCUACGCUGAUUUUAUGCUGGCUAUUCUCAGAGACCUGCUUCCCUCAUAUCCUCAUCUGCGUCUGAUUUUGAUGAGUGCGACUGUUGAUGCGGAACGCUUCUCACAGUAUUUUGGUGGCUGCCCGGUUAUCCGUGUCCCAGGGUUCACUUAUCCUGUUAAAACUUUCUAUUUGGAGGAUGUGUUGUCUAUCUUGAGAUCUAUAGAACAUAAUCACUUAGAUAAGCCUGCAUUAGGUGGCUCAACCUCAGACUAUGACUUAUUAGAGGAAGAUAAGCUCGCUUUAGAUGAAGCGAUUAGUAUGGCUUGGUCAGAUGAUGAUUUUGAUCCACUUCUUGAAUUGAUUUCAACUCAAGGAACCUGUCGAAGUUAUGAUUACCAGCAUUCUGUUACUGGACUUACACCAUUAAUGGUGUUUGCUGGAAAGGGUAGAGUAGAUUAUGUUUGCAUGCUGCUAUCAUUUGGGGCAGACUGCCAAUUGCGGGCUGGCGAUGGAACCACUGCAUUGGAGUUGGCUGAGCGCUUAGACCAAUUAGAGUCUGCUCAAGUGCUGAAAGAUCAUAUGGAAAGUGCUCUUUCUAACUCCAUCAAACAGCAAAAUUUGCUCGAUAAGUAUCUCCAAUAUUUUAAUCCUGAGAAUAUUGAUGUCAUUCUUAUUGAGCAAUUGUUAAGGAAAAUUUGUAGUGAUUCGAAAGAUGGAGCAAUUCUUGUUUUUCUUCCUGGGUGGGAUGAUAUAAGAAAAACUGAGGACAGAUUACUCAUGAAUCCAUAUUUCAGAGAUCCUUCGAAGUGUGUGAUUAUACCUCUACAUUCAAGUGUUCCAGCUGCUGAACAAAGGAAGGUCUUCAGUCGUCCACGUGGUGGUUGCCGAAAAAUUGUUCUUUCGACCAAUAUUGCUGAAACUGCAGUCACCAUUGAUGAUGUCGUUUAUGUUGUAAACACUGGUCGGAUGAAAGAAAAAGAUUAUGAUCCUUUUAGUAACGUUUCAACUCUACACUCUUCCUGGGUAUCGAAAGCGAGUGCCAAGCAGCGACAGGGGCGUGCAGGCCGUUGUCAACCUGGAAUUUGUUAUCAUCUUUACCCUAGACUUCGAGCUGCUUCAUUGUCAGAUUAUCAGGUGCCUGAGAUUAGGAGAAUGCCAAUCGAGGAGCUUUGCCUUCAGGUGAAGUUACUUGAUCCAGAUUGCAAGAUAGACGAGUUCCUAAACAAGACACUGGAUCCUCCUCAAUCGGAGACAAUACGCAAUGCGAUUUCUGUUCUUCAAGAUAUCGGGGCUUUAUCGGUGGAUGAAAAACUUACAGAACUUGGGGAAAAGCUAGGUUCUUUACCUGUUCAUCCAUUGACGAGCAAAAUGCUAUUCUUUGCUAUACUGAUGAACUGUCUCGACCCAGCUUUAACUCUGGCCUGUGCUGCUGACUACAAGGAUCCAUUCUUGCUUCCUAUGAUGCCUGAGGAAAGGCAGAAAGCUCUUGAUGCUAAGGCUGAACUAUGUUCAUUGUACGGUGGGCAUAGUGAUCAGCUAGCAGUCAUAGCAGCAUUCAACUGCUGGAAGCUUGCAAAACAGCAGGGUAAGGAGAAUCGGUUUUGUGCUAAAUACUUUGUCUCUGGAAGUACCAUGUACAUGCUUGCUGGUAUGCGAAAUCUACUCCAAACAGAGCUAAUUCGGCUGGGGUUUAUUCCCGAGGAUGUGUCAAGAUGUAGUUUAAAUGCACAGAACCCAGGUAUCAUCAAUGCAGUUCUGGUGGCCGGUUUGUAUCCCAUGUUGGGAAAAAUGCUUAUUUCUGCUAAGGGAGGAAAAAUAAAGGGAUCCUUUAUAGAGAUUCCUAAUGGUAGUAAAGUUCGUUUGCACACUCGUUCUAUUAUUAGUAAAUCAGAGUUCAGGACAUGUGGUGGUUCCCCAUUGGUUGUAUUUGAUGAGAUAACCCGUGGGGAUGGGGGUUCGAGCAUACGAAACUGUAGUCUGGUUGGGCCACUUCCAUUAUUAUUGCUGUCAUCAGAAAUAGCUGUUGCGCCAGCCAAUGAUGAUGAGGAAAGUGAUGUCGAUGAUAAUGAUUAUGGAAGUGAUGAAGAUGCGAUGGAGAUAGAUUGUCAGUCGGGUGGACAGCGGGAAGAGAAGAUUAUGUCAUCACCUGAUAAAUCCGUCAUGGUUAUAGUGGAUGGGUGGCUUUAUUUUCAGUCGAAAGCUCUUGACAUUGCACAGAUCUAUUGCUUGAGGGAACGCCUUUCGACAGCAAUACUAUUCAAGGUGACUCAUCCAAAGGAAGUUUUGCCUCCAGAUCUUGGGGAAUCUAUUUAUGCUAUAGCAUGUGUUUUAUCUUAUGAUAGUCUAUCUGGGAUUCCAUUGCAAAAGUCUACGGAUUUACCGACAAGUUAUAGGGAGAUUAUGAUUGGUAAAUCUGGAAAGGUAGUUCUUAGAGACAACGAAGAUGAAUCAGCAGAAUUGAAGCAGUCAUUAGGCCGUAGUGUUUGCCAGAAGUUUCUACCACAAGCUACUGAUUUGCCUGCCUCAAAUGGAGCUGCAAAGUUGAGUGCUGACCAAUCAAUUCAUAGUGCUCUGCCAAGUGCCGACCAAUCAAUUCAUAGUGCUCCCCCACCACUGGGUUCAGCUCCUGCAAACACAACUCCGCCGUCCCCCUCGCAUGUUCAUGUUCCGGUGGGAAAGGUAAAACUCAAAGUGAAAAAGAAGAAAGCAUCAGAAUCGAAGCAGCUAUUAGGUCAGAGUGUUUGCCAGAAGCCUCUAUCACAAGCCACUGACUUGCCUGCCUCAAAUGGAGCUGCAAAAUUGAGCGACAACCCAUCAAUUAUCGGUGUUGCCCCACUGCCGGGAUCAGCUUCCACAGACACAAUCCCAUCAUCCCUGUCGCAAGUUCCAGCUCCGGUCGAAAAGGUAAAAGUGAAAAAAAAUAAAGCAAAAAAAUCAAAGCAGCCAUCAGGUCAGAGUGUUCCCGGGGAUGUGGUAGAGAUAGCUACUGAUUUGCCUGCCUCAAAUGGAGCUGCUAAGUUGAGCUGUGACUCAUCAUCAAUUCACAUCACUCCCCCAUCAGCACUUGCAGACACAACACCGCUGCCCCCGUCGCAAGUUCCAGCCCCAGCAGGUCUGGUCGAAGGAAAGAAGCGGAAGAAGCACCGGAAUCAAGCUGGUUGAAGAAAGAUUGAUAUUGAGUUCGAAGCUCAAACUGUAUGUUGUAGACUUGUAGGGCUUGAAGGCCCCCAGGAAUUCGUUACGCAAAUUAUAGUCAAAACUUGUGGUAGUGUCAGAUAAUAAUGAUCAAGAAUAUUUCUCUU
Messenger RNA from Argentina anserina (silverweed cinquefoil), 4412 nucleotides. RefSeq names its product DExH-box ATP-dependent RNA helicase DExH6-like. Gene Ontology annotation, cellular component: intracellular anatomical structure. The coding region runs from base 160 to 4272 and encodes 1370 amino acids. NCBI's taxonomy places the organism in Eukaryota, Viridiplantae, Streptophyta, Magnoliopsida, Rosales, Rosaceae. The transcript is spliced from 14 exons. Gene Ontology annotation, molecular function: protein binding; helicase activity; ATP binding. The record is from RefSeq and is a predicted model, not a curated record.